AUGGUUGUCUGCACAUUGUCGCACCUGCUCUGCUUGCUUAGGAAUAUGAGCUCGUUAGAUGCCACACGAGCUGAGCUUGGCCUCGUUGUUCUGUACCUGAACAAAGCCGAGGCUCGGGACAAGAUCUGCAGGGCGAUCCAGUACGGCUCCAAGUUCAUAAGCAACGGGCAGCCUGGCACUGCGCAGGAGGUCGAUAGAUCGACCACCUUAGCUCGCAAAGUUUUCCGGCUCCUCAAGUGGGUCAAUGAUCUGCAUGCUCUUAUCAGCCCGCCGGCUAAAGGGACUCCUCUCACCCUCGUCCUGCUUGGCAAGUCCAAAAAUGCGCUGCUUUCGACGUUCUUGUUCCUGGAUCAAUUUGUGUGGUUAGGACGAACAGGGAUAGUCAAGAACAAGGAGGCGACGGACCGCGUUGGCAGGAUAUCCCUGUACUGCUGGAUGGCUUCUUCUGUCUGUGCAGGUCUAGUUGAGCUUGGAGAGCUUAAAAGGCUAUCGAGAUCAAUGAGGAAGCUUGUUAGAGAGCUGAGGGACACAGAUAAAUAUGAGAAUGAACAGUACCAGAACAAAAUGAAGCAGUCAGAUGAACGGCUCCUGGCCCUGGUCAAGGCGGCCAUGGACGUGGUCGUGGCCAUCGGGCUUCUUCAGUUGGCACCCAAGAAGGUCACUCCAAGAGUGACAGGAGCCUUUGGGUUCAUCACCUCGCUCAUCUCCUGCUAUCAGGAAUGGAAGUGCAAUGCUCAUGUUCCGUGUGCUCUAUCUACAUUCUACAGCAACUUCCUUCCCGCGCUCCGGUUGAAAAAGUCAAAGUUUGAGGAGUGUAGCCGUCCUAGUAGAAUAAAUGAGUCAACGCUGGAAAUUAUUGAUCUCUACUGCUUCAACAAUGGAUCUCCAGCAGUGGCCCUCAAAAUAGAGACCCCAAAUUGA
Miscanthus lutarioriparius is the source of this 921-nucleotide messenger RNA. NCBI's taxonomy places the organism in Eukaryota, Viridiplantae, Streptophyta, Magnoliopsida, Poales, Poaceae. The record is from the annotation of a GenBank genome assembly.